Ipomoea nil (Japanese morning glory) is the source of this 1293-nucleotide messenger RNA. Its product is annotated as acidic leucine-rich nuclear phosphoprotein 32 family member A-like. The record is from RefSeq and is a predicted model, not a curated record. The transcript is spliced from 4 exons. The coding region runs from base 176 to 1141 and encodes 321 amino acids. NCBI's taxonomy places the organism in Eukaryota, Viridiplantae, Streptophyta, Magnoliopsida, Solanales, Convolvulaceae.
CUCUAACGGUCAUCUUUUCGCCGUUCCAAUUCCUAUAAAACCUUUAUCCCAUACCCGUUUAAACAUCUCUGUUAUACUCUCUCUCUCUCUGAUCAUCUCCGGCUACCAGAAAAUUGAAUUUUUCCGGCAACUCGUUUCACUAAAAAACCCCUUAUUUCUUGAUCGGAAAUUUGCAAUGGAGACCCCAUCAUCAACCAGGAGAUUAACCAGAUCACAGGCAAUGGCUGCCGCCGCUGCAAACACCACCACCUUCGCUUCAAAGAAAUUUGAAGAAUCUGAAAAGAAAGCAGCAUUGAAAUCAAGAAACGGGAACGAGCAAGAAAGAUCGGCGCUUUUUGAUAUCACGAACGAUUCGCCCAUAGUCGGGGUCGCAAUGGGGAGUUUGGAGACUCCUUCAUCGGCCAUGUCCAAGAAGAGGGCGAUCAUGAAUGCGGUGUCAAAGCAGUUAAAAACCCCUGGUUCUGGAGAGGCGUUGUUGAGGGGUCAAGUGAAGACAUUGUUGCAGAAGGUUGAAGAAGAAGCAGAGCUCUCAAAGCUGUCGGUAGAGUACAGGCCUUUCCUUCAUCUAAAAGGCAUUGUUAACAACUCUCCGACGGGGCUUUUUGCCCCAACUCCGGCCAACACUCCUCAUCUCAGCCUCUCUGGGAAUAAUGGGUUGCCUUCUUCAGUCGUCACUGCAUCUCCAGUUGAAGAAAAGUUUCUGAUCCCUCAGAUGGUUGAUGGGAUUUGUGAUUGGAAGAAAGAAGGAGAAGAAAUGGAAUGCAUGGUUACAAGGACACUGUUCUUGGAUUUUAGUGAGAAAUUGGAGAGUGAAAACAAGGAGAAGACAAGACCGGGUGCAGAUGAUGAUGACGAUGAUUCAUCCGUAUGGUCGAUUCAGGUGAAUGCUUCAAGCAUAAGAGACGAAGAAGAUUAUGAGGACGAAGAAGAAGAAGAGGAAUGUGAUGAGUACUAUGAUGAGGAAGAUGAAGAAGAAGAAGAGAUAUGUGAUGGAGAAUUGGUGGAUGAGAUAUGUGAAGGAAUAAGCAAAAUGAGUGUGAAGUUCAGCGGGAAGCACACACGAUUUGUGUACAACAGCGAUGGUGAGCUUGAAGGAGUGGUGGUGGAGGAGAAAUCAGCCGCUGCUUCCCUUUGCAUUUAAAGGCCAAACUGGAACCUGGAAGAAAACUUCUUAGCUUGUGUGUUUUUUGGUUGUCGUUAGCUAUAUUACUUUCUUACAUACAUCAACACCUCACCUCUCUUAAGGUGUCUUUUUUGUUGUUGGUUUCUGUAAUCGCACUUCACUUCCAUUUU